Scophthalmus maximus (turbot) is the source of this 5499-nucleotide messenger RNA. RefSeq lists its product as uncharacterized. Gene Ontology annotation, biological process: regulation of transcription by RNA polymerase II. Gene Ontology annotation, cellular component: nucleus. The coding region runs from base 288 to 4130 and encodes 1280 amino acids. The transcript is spliced from 2 exons. The record is from RefSeq and is a predicted model, not a curated record. Gene Ontology annotation, molecular function: DNA-binding transcription factor activity, RNA polymerase II-specific; RNA polymerase II transcription regulatory region sequence-specific DNA binding. Lineage: Eukaryota; Metazoa; Chordata; Actinopteri; Pleuronectiformes; Scophthalmidae.
AGUUAAUGUAUUGUUAAUGGUUAAAUACUGAAAAGUUUAUUGGCGUUGAAUUAAUUGAGUUGUGAAGAGAGUGUCUGGAGUGUUAAACAACAAAAUCACAGCAGCGGUAGAAAAGGGGAAAUUAUGAUUUAAUGUUUAGAAUUAUAUUCUCUUGAAUGAUGAAGUUCGGCUGGUUUGUCAGUAACUAUUUUAUUUUGAAAAGGCUCGACCGGAAACCGUCGUCGCUCGUUCAGGCUGGCUAGCGCGAUCCUAGUGUGCGUCUGGACGAGGGGCUGCAUGGGUGAAACAUGGCCGCCGUGGACCCACCGGAGUCUCCCGAACGACGGGAAUGUCCCGCGGAGGAUGAGGAAGCGUCCAAGGAGAAGACCGCGGCGGUGGAGUCGGGAUGCGGCGUGACCCAGGAGGACGAAGCGACGAGGGAUAAAAGCGCGACGAGCCCCGGCGAUGAACGGAGCGCCAGCGGUGGCGACGACGGCGGACCCUGCGUUGCCAGCCAUUCUGGGGUUAGUGUCGAGUCCGGUGCCGGAGCCGACAGAACGACAUGUAUUCCACCAGAGGACCAGACGUCGGCUGAAAAAAUGGCCGAGGUGUCUGGCGGCGACCAGCGGGCUUUCGACUGGUCUGAAGCUGAGGAAGACGACGACGAAGAGGCGAAAACACAGAAGGAGGGAAAUGAUAAGUGUGACCCCAAUAAUGUUUCAGAGAGUGCUGACGGAGUGCAGCAGGGCGCACAUGCUGGUGACAACAGUGCCGCCGACGCGAAGGAGGUCCACGAGGAGGAUAACCCACAGAGGAGCACAGAGAAGCAGCCGGCCGACGAGCCGGUGGGAGGUGUGGACGGGGCGAAGGACGUGCUUGAAGUCGGCGGGGACGCAGACCGAGGGGAGGGAGCCGAUUUGGCAGCCAAGCCAAAGAAGUGCCGUCUGGUGUGCAAAGAGUGCGGGAAGAGGUUCACCCGCCGCGAGACGUUCAACCUUCACCGCCACUUUCAUGCGCACGAGGACGAGCUCACGCCGCUCACCUGUAAAGAAUGCGGCAUUACCUUUCAGCACCGCAGCGCCCUCAUCAAACACAGAAAUGAACAUAAAGAGAAGGAGGAGCAGCUCGUCACUCCAAAAAAGGAGGUGCAAACAAAGGAGGAGGGCAAUUUCGAAUGUGCAGAAUGUGGGAGGAUCUUCUAUACCGUGGAUAAGCUGAGGGACCACAACUGCAGCAAUACAGUCGAAAAGCCUUACCACUGCCCCCUGUGCCGCCAGGACUUCCAGUUUAAGGUGUCUGUCACUAAGCACAUGAUGGCCCACUCCCAGGAGAGCAUGUUCGCAUGCCGAGAGUGCAAUCAAACCUUUCCAAACACCAUGGCCCUGCGCUGUCACCAGCGCUGUCACGCUGCCCUCAAGCCCUACGAAUGCCCAGAGUGUGGCAUGGUUUUCAAACACUACUCUGUGAUGGAAGACCACCGUCGCAAACACACAGACAACACACGCUCGCACCUGUGCAACAUCUGCGGCAAGAUCUUCAAGUAUAGCAGUCUCCUCCAUCAGCAUCAGUAUCUUCACACGGGACAGAAGCCCUUCCGCUGCCCGGAAUGUGGUAAACACUUUGCCCUUGCCCAGAACAUGAAGGCACACUGCCGCCAGCACAGACUGCAGGAGACCUGUGAGCAGCCCUGCAAGAAGCCCCCUGCGCCUGUACAGGAGGCAGUGAAAGGGCUCGGAAAAGAGAAUUCACUUCAGAGUGAGGAACAGAAACGCACAUUCAAAUGCCCUCUUUGUUCACAGACCUACAGGGCACCAGCUAACCUGAGAGCCCACAUGCUUGUUCAUGAGGCCGAGUAUGAGACACUGGACAGAUUACCCAGACCCCCGAAGGAGAUGAACAAGCAGGGGGAAAAGGGACACACCUGUCCACACUGCCCGUACGUUUGUCUCGAUGAAUCCAGUUUAAAUAUACACCUGUCGAGUGUCCACAAGCCUGUAGCACAAAAUUUAGAAAAGGUGGCAGCACCACCUAUAAAACAAUUGAUUCCGUUAAGCAGUGAUAAUGUGCAGGGAAAAUGGAGAAGCGAUGUCAUAAGUAUGAAGUCGUACAAGUGUUCCGAGUGUGGGAAAACCUUCCGCCAUCGCUCAGUGUUGGAGCUGCAUAUGCGCAUACAUUCCAAGGACAAGCCAUACCAGUGCAAAGUGUGCAGCAAGGGCUUUAGAUUCAGUAGCUACCUGCAACAGCAUCUCAUCAUUCAUACGGGCCAGAAGCCUUACAAAUGUCCCGACUGUGGGAAGGACUUCGCCUUCCUGCAGAACAUGAAAACACACCAAAAGCUGCAUCAGGAAAAACCAUUCCGCUGCACCAGCUGCCGCAAAGGCUACAGCGAUGAGACACAGCUGCAGCAACACAUGCUGUCACACACCGGUGACAAACCUCACAAGUGCCACAUGUGUGAUAAAAGCUUUGGACUGGCUUAUCUGCUCCGUGAUCACAUGAACACACACACAGGAGAGAGACCUCAUCGCUGUGAGGAGUGUCACAAAACCUUUUCCUGGUUUAGUAGCCUGCUAGUACACCAGAAAAUUCAUGCUCGCAAGCGCCCAGGUUUCAGCCAGUAUAAUUCCUUCCCAAUGGGUGCUAGGAUGAGAGGAAGGGGCAGCAGGGGGAGGAGAGGGGGGCGGCUCACGUGGGGCUGGUCCAGACCAUUAGAAGGCUCGGGCAUGGGUAACUCUCAGCCAACUCCAUUUCCAGUUUCUGCACUAAGAGAGCCUGAGUUCCAUAGAAGGGCAGUGCAGCCGCAGUCUUCCGUGAUCUCAUCGCACAUGGAUUUACAGAGCAGGCAGCAGAAGGAGCCGUGGGCGUCCGAGCUACGUCCUCAACCGGUGCAGUGGAAAGUGGACGGUGGAGAAGUGAUGCCUGUCCCAUCGUCACAGCAGUUUGACCAUCAGAGGAGUUCAGGCUGGGCGGAGAGCUCUGUGAUAACAGGCGCCACAUCUGCUCAGAGCUUAGAGUCAUCACACAUGAAAGAGAGUGUUGCUGCUAAUGUCAGCUCCCACCCGGCAUCUGUGCCCAAAAAAUCUGUCCCAUUAGCAGUGAGUGAGAUGGAGCAGCACAGGCAGCCCAAGCCUAUUACGUGGAGUAGCACGCCCACGUCCACAGUGUUAGCUUCCACAAGUGCUUUGCAGCAUGAAUUUUCUGUUCCCUCCUACAUUGACGGGGCAGCUCUUUGGAGCAUCAGACCCUCUCCACUGGCAAAUUCACAAAGCUCUCAGCAUAAGCUUGGCCAAGAGCUACAGAUGCCAAGAUGGCCAGGUGCCCCAGUGUCGACACAAAAGGAGCCAUCCACACCAUCUAAAAAAGAGGACAAUAGAGUAAAACCGUUGACAAUUAGCCAGCCAGAGAAGCCAUGGGCCUCGGGCCUAGCAGGUGCAUCCACCUCAGCUAAAAUAGACCAAAGCAGUCCUGUGCCAAUUUCGACUCCUGUUUCUCUCGGGGUGAGUAGCACCUUGUGGGACAUACAAACGCCACCAGGAAUUCCAAAGAUGAUAAAUUCCCCUGAGAAAUUGGUAAACAAUCAAGAAUUUCAUCUGCAGCAAAAUCAGGUGUCAUCUGGCUGGGCCAAUGUACAGAGUCAGACAGGGACACAGAAGGUUCCCAUCUCCAUCCAAUACGAGCCUCAUCGCUUUAGCCAGGGGCUGGGAACGUCAGUAUGGGGCUUCCAAAGUAACCCUGUGGGUCCUCCAACGCUGCUCACUGGGCAACUCAAACCAGGGAAUGGACAGGAGUUACAGCAGCAACCAAUGGUAACGGGCACUCAAAUAAUCAUAAAUCAAGCGUCUCCUUUUUUCUCGCCUUCACUUGCUCCCCUCCCUCCUCUCGCUUUGCCCAGCCCCCACCCUCUUCAUUCGGUCACAGUCGGUGCACUUCCAAGACCGCCGCACCCAAAUAUUUUUUUCACACCACAGGCAGUCAUGAGUGAGAGGCCGCACAUACCUCAACUCGCCCCACGGACAGAACCUCUUAAACUCGGACCCCGUUUGCCUUUUGCCCCUGAACGACUACUCCAGUGCAUGAUAUGUGGGUGCUCUCUUCCCCGAGAGCUGGAUCUACAAAUGCAUUACUUGCAACAUGCACAAGGAGAGAUUUGACAUUUCUACACUAGCAAUGUUAUGUUUUAUAUAUAAAUAUAUAUACACUUUUUUUUCUCCAAUGGAACCUCAUUUAUUUGACCAAGAGUUGGGCAGCUUGACAAGUUGAGUGGAUGGGCAUUAGACACAAAAACAUAAGAGUGCAACUUGAUUCAGUCUGCACACUUGAAGCACAUUGUAUUUUGUCAUUCAGCUUCAAAUUAGACUGUAUAGAGGUGUAUAAGUGUGCCAUUAAAUCAGUUUCACUGGUUGUUUUAAAAACAAAUGUAUUUAAAUUAUCCAACUAUUUACAUGGUUUAAAAUAACUCCUGAGGGUGGAGAUUAAUGAGGUGCUGUGGUCUACAUAACAUUCAUUGCCAAUGGCAUUUAGAUUUAGAUAAUAUUAGUACUUUUAUAGUUCUGAUCAUGUGUCCUGAACCAUUUGAACUGUUUCUUCAUGUACAGUAUACUGUGUGCCUUUUAUGAUUACAGUCUGCAUGUCUGCUGUCUUGGUAUUCUAGGCCUAGUUUGUGCUUAAGGUAGACUCAACAAUGUGACCUAACUCGAGAGCACAGAGCAACUCCUGAGAUACUGUAAAGAAAUGCAAGUUCUUGCUUUGGGGGCGAGGCAGGCAUGUGUCAAAAUAUACAGUAAAAUGCAGACUACACAGUGUAAUACUGCGAAGAUGCACUUGUAUUCACAGGGCCACUAGCUGGGUCCAAAAAGUACAAUUGUCAUGAUAAUUUGGUCACAGACAAAGUAACCGAAACAAUGUGAUGGUUACAUAUGAGGUCAUUUUACAGUGAGCAUUUACUGCAAAUGUAAUAAUUGGAAAGGGAGAAAGUGGAGUCAUUACACAAUUGUUUGACACUUGUCAAAUAGUGAACUUUGUGAGAAAUUAAAUUUGGAUUUAUGUGAUGUUUUGUCAUUAAUAUUUUUAUGAUGUCAAGACAAACAAGAAAUUAAGAUCUGACCUAUUAUUUUUCUUUUUUGAGGGGGGCAUAAUCGGUGCAGUCAAAUUCAGCUCUUUUUCUUCCAAUUCAUCACUACUGAAACACGUGAUACUGAGAUUUUAAAGUGAUGCUGGUUGACAGUGUUAAGCACCUACUGUAAACUGAUGAGUGUAAUAUGUGUCUCUUACAAGAAUUACCAUUUCAAAUUGGAAUGUUUGCAUAUCUAUAAAAAAAAUUAAUCUACUUUUGAGUACAACUCAAUGUAUCGUUUGUGGAUAAUGAAUGAUUCAUUACACAACUGUAGAUUUAGAUCAGAACAGAAUCCCAUCUCCUUUGUUACGAAACUGGGUGUUUGAGUAGCUUUGGUUGCACUAUAAGUGAGUGAAAAUCUUUAUUACUACUGUAAAAUAAACACAAGGUCCAACUGUUGAAAAAAA